Bradysia coprophila is the source of this 1498-nucleotide messenger RNA. Its product is annotated as rhomboid-related protein 2-like. Lineage: Eukaryota; Metazoa; Arthropoda; Insecta; Diptera; Sciaridae. Gene Ontology annotation, cellular component: membrane. The record is from RefSeq and is a predicted model, not a curated record. Gene Ontology annotation, molecular function: serine-type endopeptidase activity.
AUGCUGUAAGGCUCGUACGCGUGCUGACUCACAAAAUGACAUUUUUAUUUCACACACAAUCAUGCAUAGGUCUGUUCCAAGGCCAUAAGAAUUGUCAAAUUACUGUCAAAUUUCAUCCAUAGAGACAUUACCUCAUCAAUAUUUAAAUGAAAACCGAUCGCUCUGGAUGAAAUCGGGUUCGUUCGGCUCGGCCAGUGAAAAAUUCGUGUUUACAGUUAUUUUGAACAAACCUUUAUCAAAUAACACAUGACCACACAAACAUACACAUAUAACACACUCACUUAUACUCACACACAGAAACACAUGGAUCCUUACCGAUCGGAAGCUGAAGUGGCUCCUCCAACUCCCAAAUGGAAAAGACUAUUGAGACAGAAUUCCGAGAAAAUCGGCACAUUCGCCGAAGAUGUUGUCUUACCACCAAAUCAACGGAGCGGACAAAGGGCUACUGUGCCUGAAGUGAUUUUAGUGCGAGAUGUUGAGGCACAAAAUUCUAACAUGUCCACGAUGGUCGUAGACUGUAGAACGUCACAAAAACAACCGCGACAUUUCCCGAGCUUCAUUGUUGGCAUCUCCAUCAUCCAAGUUUUUUUGAUGUACAACGUGAACAACCAGGACUUGCUGAUUAAUCUCGGGUACGAUCCACAUCGCCGACAUGAACUCUGGCGAUUCGUUACCAUUAUGUUUGUUCAUACUGGAUUCAUCCAUCUCUGGUCGAACGUUAUAUUUCAAUUAAUAUUGGGCAUUCCACUGGAGAUCGUGCAUAAUUGGAGACGCAUUUCAAUAAUCUACAUAGCAUCCGUUGUCGGUGGUACGUUAUUCAUUACUGUUUUGAGGCCAAGGAUCUACACCGUCGGUGCUUCUGCUGCUGUAUAUGGACUGUUAUUUUCUCAUCUAUCAACAAUUAUUUUAAAUUGGAACGAAAUGGACCGUAAAUGUUGCCGAUUGUUUUGGCUCUUGGCGUACAUGUCUUUCGACAUUGGUCUUUCGAUUUUCGACGCACUUCAAAAACAAGAUGUAGGCUCAAGAACAAGUCAUGCAGCUCACUUAGGCGGUGCUGUUACCGGAUUUUUAGUGUCCAUUUUGGUGCUAAAAAAUUUCCAAUCACAUCCGUGGGAGGAAAAGAUGCAAAAAAUCUGUUUGACGAUUCUUAAAGUUCUUGGCGUUGCCAUUUUGAUCUUCAACAUUGUGGUAUGGGGUCUGUACUUGCCGGAAGAAUGGAAUUUCAAUUAUCGAAAUUCGCUUCAAGUCUAUCUCAAAAAGACUAUUAUUGAAAGUUCCAACGAUUCUCGAAUACAUCAAAAAUGCAUGCGAGACCUGGACUGCAAAUCAGUACUUGACCAAUAUUCAUUUAACGGAACAAUAAGCAAUAUAUCAUUAGAAUGAAUUGUCAUGAUGGAAGUUGCAGCUAGAUUUAUGGCUUUUGGCUUUUUGUAUUUUUUUUUCAUAAAUCUUAGAAUCAACCUUCGGCUAACUAAAUCAAAUACUCAGUUAUGUAAUA